GUGACAUUUGUUUUCAUUCUUGCUUUUAUGAAGGACAUAAAUUUCAACCACAUUUCUGUCUCUGAGUUUAUCUGUGUUACAGUGAAGUUAAAACCAGUGCAAGCAGAUUAAUGAAUGGUAUUAUCUCCAUUUAGUGACACCAGGUAGUGCCUGUGCCCAGGAAUCCAGGGUGGAUCUGCCCUUGGGUGUGGGAAUACCCAUGCACAGCAAUUUUGGGCACUUCAUACAAUGUGGUGUAAGAGACCAAAAGGCAGUUGCUGUACUACCCAGCGCAGAAGAACAACAGCUUUUCCUAUCAUCAAGUACUUUUUACAGAACUGCAGCCAAUGGAAUAAUGUGCUUGCACUGCCCUCCAGAGAGGACAAAAUGAAACUGGUGCUGGAGCCCCUCUGCUAUGGAGACGGGCUGAGAACUGGGGCUGUUCAGCUUGGAGAAGAGAAGGCUCCAAGGAAACCUUAGAGCCCAGUCCAGUGCCUCACAGGCAUCCAAGAGACCCCCUAUAUACCUAUCUAUGAAACAUGUAUGCCUUCAGAAUGAUUUAUCUUCAGACAUCCUCUUUAGGUUCUUGAGUUAUUUUGAAGUUAAGGGUACUAAAACCCAAGUGUUUUUCAGACAGAUUUGCUUUUGCUUCAGUUCUUUGCUUCCUUUCUCCCAUCCACUGACAAACAUCUGGGAAUACGGCCUUGGAACUGUGUUUUGACUCUCUUUGCUCUCCUGUGAAAACAGCUUUGACAUGAUGUAUCUUGAGACAUGCUUAUUUUACUAGUAGUGUGUCCUGUUCAGCUGAGGUGUCAGAAACAAUAAUUCCUAAAAGGAAGUGUUGAAGAGCAUCCAUUUAUGUUAGGUGAAAGAUUAGUGCUCUGGGGCCCUUCUUCUCCAAACAAGAAAAGAUCUCUGUACUUUUUCCUCUGCAAAGUUGUCUCUCAUUAAUAGCUUCCUACUUUGGUUUGUUUAGAGAAAAAUAUGUUGCUUAGGUUGAAGGACUGACUCCUUUCUAGGACAGGCCCAUUUCCUACUCAAAACCUACUUACUCAAGCUCUCUGCCAUGUGCUGUGGGUAGUUGUGUCAGGGCACAAGUCCUUCCCUAUGUAAUUGCUGAAUACAGAGGUGAACAUCCUCACUUCCAUGACUUGUAAUUCCAGAGGUGAAAUGAAGGAGCAGAAUUCCAUGCCUAAGCUAAAGGCACUCAGGCACUCCAGGGCACGGGGAAGCUGUGGGAAUACUGAUGCACAGCAAACUAGAGAUUUAUGGAGCCCUUCCUGAUCCAUGUCCCUGACAAAGAAGAUAGCAAGGUGCAGGAUAAGAGUUUCAAUAAAGAUAAGAGUUGAUAAGAGUUUGAGUCUGAAACCCACCUGGAAGGCCAAGGAUUACUGCUAUAAGCAACCACUUCUGGAGACAGAGAGUGGCAGGUUGUGCAUGGAGCAUCAGUUCUGGGAUGGGAUUAGCUGAGGAAAAACACUCUCAGGGCAUUCAUAAUCAUAUCACACUUACUUCUAAUCUUUACAAUGUGAUGUAAUUAUUAAUUGAAAGCAGCACUGGGCCAAAUUUUAAUGACACUGGAGUGCUAUAAACUGUAGUAAUUCUGCUUAAGAGUAUGUUUUUUCUCCCGUGCAGUCAAUCGUAAUGCUGACAGAUAACAAACACUGGGGAAGGAGUCAGCAACUUUGGGCCAGAUGAAGAAGGUGUCAUGUGGAGUCUGGGUGGGUCUUUCACCAACUGCACUGAAGACAUAAAGAUACCACAUUCCUCUCUGCAAUAUUCCUCCAAGUGGACUUAGGUAGCUGAUAAGGACAAUGCCAUCAGAUGCCAUUCCAGAAGGAAAUCUAACUGUUAUAAUAAUGUUUCAAAGGUGGAGAGUCUGAUGUUGGUUGGCUGAUGCCCCAUGGAAAGCUCAGGAACAUGCCCUAUAUAUUGCCAGAGAUGAGAGGGACCAGCUUCUGUUCUCACUGCAAAAAUGGGCUCCAGCAUCUUCCUGCUCUGCCUGACACUUCUGCUAUGUUCUGUCUGUGGUUCUCCAGUCUCUGUGAGACACCCCUCCAGUGAAGCUGAUGCUGGAGCUGGUGAGAUAUUCAAAGACAUUCCCCAAAUCAACCUGGCUGCUGGAGUGGACCUCUUUCAGGGUGAUAUCUUGCUCCCUAAAAACCAGCGAAAUGCCUUAAGAAAUGAGACCUACAGAUGGAAGUUCCCCAUUCCCUAUAUUCUGGGUGAUGACCUAGACCUGAAUGCCAAAGGAGUCAUUCUCCAGGCAUUUGAAAUGUUCCGCCUCAAGUCCUGCAUUGAUUUCAAGCCAUACGAAGGAGAAAGAACCUACAUUUUCUUUAGCAAACAAAAUGGGUGUUGGUCCAUGGUGGGGGACCUGCAGACUGGACAGAACCUCUCAAUUGGGUCAGGGUGUGACUACAGAGCAAUUGUGGAACAUGAGAUCCUGCAUGCUUUAGGAUUUUACCAUGAGCAGUCGAGGAUGGACCGGGAUGACUAUGUGAAUAUCUGGUGGGAUGAAAUUAUUCCAGGCAAAGAACACAAUUUUGCAAAGUAUGAUGACACCUACAUCACUGACCUGAACACUCCCUAUGACUACGAAUCACUGAUGCACUAUGAACCCCUUUCAUUUAACAAAAAUGCAAGCGUCCCCACAAUCACAGCAAAGAUACCAGCAUUUGAUGACAUCAUUGGACAACGUCUGGACCUCAGUGCCAUUGACCUGGAAAGACUGAAUCGCAUGUACAACUGCACUUCAACUCACACCUUUUUGGACCAGUGUUCUUUUGAGCUUGAAAACAUCUGUGGAAUGAUCCAGGGCACCAACAACGACCAAGAUUGGGUCCACCAACAGGGCAGCCUGAUGGGGCAGGAGGACCACACACUUUCUGGGCGCUGUAGAGAUGCUGGCUACUUCAUGUACUUCAACACCAACUCUGGCCAGGCAGACCAGGUGGCAAUCCUAGAGUCCCGAAUCCUGUAUCCAAAGAGAACUCAGCAGUGCCUCCAGUUCUUCUACAGGACCACAGGAAGCCCCUCUGACAAGCUGAUCAUCUGGCUUAAAGAGGAUGAUGGCACUGGGAACAUUCGCAAGAUGAGGAAAAUUCAAACCUUUCAAGCGGACAGCGACUCCAACUGGAAAAUUGCCCACGUAACCCUCAACGCUCAGAAGAAGUUCCGUUAUCUGUUCCAAGGACUGAAGGGCAACCCCAGCUCCUCGUCGGGUGGGAUUGCUAUUGAUGAUGUGGCUCUGACAGAGAUGCCCUGUCCCACAGCUGUGUGGGUCGUUCGCAACAUCAGCAAAAUCCUGGAGAACUCGUCCAUCAGCGUCAUUGAAAGCCCCCGGUUUUACAGCCCUGAGGGCUACGGGUUUGGCAUCAGCGUGUUUCCCAACUACCAAAACAGUGGCUAUGCUCGUGUUGCCUUCCACCUGUGCAGUGGAGAGAACGAUGCAGUGCUGGAGUGGCCGGCUCUGAACCGCCAGGCCACGCUCACAGUGCUGGACCAGGACCCCGAUGUCCUGACAAGGAUGUCCUCGAGCAAAAGCUUCACCACAAGCAAGGACCAUGUUAACUCAGCUAAUGGAACUAUAAUAUGGGAUAAACCAUCAAUUGCUGGAAGAUUUGAUGAGUCGUGCAAUUGCUACAGAAGUGUAUCCUGGGGGUGGAGUAACUUCAUAUCCCACAGCCAGAUGAGACGGAGAAGCUUCCUGAAAAAUGAUGACCUGAUUAUUUUUGCAGAAUUUAAUGAUAUAAUUCACCUCAAUAACACUGAAGUUCCUGUUGGACCUGUGCAAUCUGCCCUCACGGAAGGCCUUGUUCUUGAAAGGCAGAAAAGAGCAGCCCAGGACAUGGAGCCUGAUCUGCCAGACCCGUGUGACCCAAACCCGUGUCAGAACGAUGGAAUCUGUGUGAAUGUGAAAGGAAAAGCAAGCUGCAGGUGCCCAUCAGGACGAGCCUUCUUCUUCACUGGUGAGAGGUGUCACUCAAGGCAGAUCCAUGGGAAUAUCCUGGGAAUGUUGAUUGGUGGAAUUGCUGGAACCAUUGUCUUAACUAUCGUGCUAAUUUCCAUGAUGGCUAGAAGAUGAAAAAAAAAAUGCAGCAAGGACGAAUUUCAACCUGGUUUAUAAAAUACCCAUUUUCAGUGAAAAACGAUGAAUAUAACUGUGGCAGUGUGUUAAUUUAAUCGAUUAGGCUUUCUAUACUUUUGUACUUGUUGGGUUCCCUGUACCCCACCCCUCGAUUGUUCCUUUGUUUAACUCACAUGACUCCGGCACCUGUCAUGCGGCACACGGUUAGCUGCCUGUCAUUUCUCCCGCCUUUGUAAAUCCCUCCUAUUUUUCCCCUGAUUAGUCCAAGUGAUGUUCUAUUACACCUGUAUCUCCUGGCAACCUGCCCCGGUUGGCUGGCAGUGGCUGGCCACCCCCUUUGUCCCCCCUCCAAAUCCUUUGGACAAAAA
Molecule: messenger RNA, 4437 nt
Organism: Prinia subflava (tawny-flanked prinia)
Lineage: Eukaryota; Metazoa; Chordata; Aves; Passeriformes; Cisticolidae
Gene: MEP1A
Product: meprin A subunit alpha
Exons: 14
Coding region: 1955-4066 (703 amino acids)
Biological process (GO): proteolysis
Cellular component (GO): membrane
Molecular function (GO): protein binding; zinc ion binding; metalloendopeptidase activity
Source: RefSeq, a predicted model, not a curated record